Messenger RNA from Haliotis rubra (blacklip abalone), 2421 nucleotides. RefSeq names its product cyclic AMP-dependent transcription factor ATF-7-like. The transcript is spliced from 11 exons. Bases 153 to 1748 code for a protein of 531 amino acids. NCBI's taxonomy places the organism in Eukaryota, Metazoa, Mollusca, Gastropoda, Lepetellida, Haliotidae. Gene Ontology annotation, molecular function: cAMP response element binding; DNA-binding transcription factor activity, RNA polymerase II-specific. The record is from RefSeq and is a predicted model, not a curated record. Gene Ontology annotation, biological process: regulation of transcription by RNA polymerase II.
GGAAGCUGUCAAGCUGGCGAAGCGAUACUGAAGAUAGUCUCAAAUUGUAGGUCCCAUUGAGGAGCAGAGGAGGAGGAUACUACCUUGCUUUGAGCCCUUAACGAAACAUCUGAGGCAGGAGAGUUGGUUGUCCACAGUGGAAACCAGCGGGAAUGAGUGAUGAUGAUAAACCCUUUGCUUGCUCGGCUCUGGGAUGUGGGAUGCGGUUUUCAACUGAGGACCAUCUGAAUGUACACAUACGGAAACAUGAAAUGUCACUGGCCUUGAACCUUGGGGGAGGGGGUCUAAUCGCCUCCCCCAGCAACCCAUUCUUAGACCAGACGCCAACACCAACCAAGUUCCUGAGAAACUGUGAAGAGAUAGGCCUGUUCCAGGAACUGAGUAAAAACCCAUUUGAAGAGGCAUUCAAGAAGGCUGCUGAUCUGCCUGAGGGAGUGCCGCUACCAGGUCCCCACUCCAAUGAUCUCAACACUCCUGUUCCGCCUGACCCAUCACGCCUCGACUCGGUGAUCGAGGUACCCAAGUUGUCCUCCUCGUUGUCGAUCAAAGAGGAAGUGGAGAAGGAAAGUGGGGUCAUUGUCAUUGAAGAAACCGAAGCUCUGGACCUGUCUGGAAGGCGACAAGAUUCCAAACAAGCCAUCCCUCAACCAUCGUCCACAACCUCAGAUGAAGAUGUCAAUGUCCGCUCCACAUCCCAAGCGGCAGACAGCACCAUGUCCCCAGCCAAACCUGUGGUGUCAAGCUCCAGUUCAGAGACAGUAUCACCAGCUCCCGUCAACAUGUCGAAUGUUGCGGUGGUGCAGUCCGGGGCCGGGUUGCCGACCACCUCAGCCAGCACUGCCCAGCAGGUGUACACCAUGCAGGUCUACCUCCAGCUUCCCUCAGGGCAGACUGUGCCCGUCAACAUCCCUGCCACCAUUGGCCCGGUGGGACAGCAGCAACAGCAACAGCAACAACAACAGCAGCAGCAACCAAGGCGUCACCACAGGGCAUCGUCAUACAACAGAAGGUGCCGAGUGCAGGGACGUUACCAACUACACCCGUCACUACAGCGCCAGUCACCACUCCUACGUCAUCCAUGGUGCCGUUUGAAACAGACAAUUCAGCAAAACACCCCAUCACUGGCUGUGAUUAAGACGGAGCCAGCCCCCAUGCCAACGCUCCACACGUCUGUCAGCCCUUCCCAACCUUCCACAUCCCUCUAUAUACCGGACACUGUGUCGGGCUCCCAGUCAGACUCCCCGGUCGGCUCACCAGAUGGAGAAUUCUCCGAGUCAGGCUUCAACAUAAAAAGGUCCAAAAGAACCAGUGUGGAUGAUGAUGCGGAUGAGAGAAGAAGGAAGUUUUUAGAGAGAAACCGGGCUGCAGCAGCCAGAUGUCGACAAAAACGGAAACACUGGAUCAACAACCUAGAGAAGAAAGCUGAUGAGCUACAAAACACAAACUCUCGAUUACAGAGUGAGGUGAGCCUGCUACGUGGGGAGGUGGCCCAGCUCAAGACCCUGCUCCUGGCCCACAAAGACUGCCCCAUCACCCUCCAGCAGAAGUCUCAAGGUCACCUCGCCUUAACUACAAUAAACCUAGUGGAGUCUGGAGCUUCUGCUAGUAUACCCACCAUCACCUCAUCUGAAGUAUCAGCCUCCCAAGUUGCUGGAGCAACGGAGGCCAUCACCAUGGCAUCAGGCAUCACCGUCAUUCCAGUCUCUGCAGAGCACAUCGUAGCAUCACAAGAAGUGGGCAAGAAGUGACACCAUUAGUCCAACAGGAAAGACUGUCAAAGACUUUAUUCAUCUAGAUAUGUGUUUGAAUUACAGGAACAGCAACCUAUACAUGUGAUACGUUGUGUCAAAGAGUGCUUGUGCCAUCGUCUUGAUCUCACGUCUUCUCCACCAAAGCUUGUGUUAGCCCAAGGAUAGGGUCAGUCACAGCCUUGUGUCGGCCUAGGGAUGGGAUUGUGUUUGUCCUGGGAUGGGCCAGCCACAGGCAUCUUGUGUUAGGGAUGGGUUUAGACAUGGUCAAAGCCCCAAGAACAGUGUACUGGGUAGGAUCUGACCUCUGGUGUGUAGUUGAAAACCUUGACCUAAGAAUUUUAAGUUUAAUCUUUCUAAGUCAGGCCUGAACAUGUUCACUUUGAGAUACAGACCUAGUCCGAAGUAUAUCAACUGUUUUGAAACUACACAAGCCUCAGCCCAAGGAUCUUAUCCAGAUACACACAUCUAGGCCCAUGGAUGCUAUCCAGAUACACACAUCUAGGCCCAUGGAUGCUAUCCAGAUACACACAUCUAGGCCCAUGGAUGCUAUCCAGAUACACACAUCUAGGCCCAUGGAUGCUAUCCAGAUACACAAAUCUAGGCCCAUGGAUGCUAUCCAGAUACACACAUCUAGGCCCAUGGAUGCUAUCCAGAUACACAGAUCUAACAC